GCAACCAAUCCGAAUGGCAGCAUUAUUGAUUAUUUUCAAUUAUCUCCUUAUACUCAAAUAUCUGUUCCCGGUACGGAAGAAGAGUCAAUCACCCUCCAAGGUCCUGAAGCCGAUAUCAAUGAACCCAAGUACGAACUCCACAAUAAUUGAUGUGUGGGUUACUUCUGGUAUCUUUGUAUUCCAUUAA
This is a messenger RNA of Rodentolepis nana, 187 nucleotides long. The record is from the annotation of a GenBank genome assembly. NCBI's taxonomy places the organism in Eukaryota, Metazoa, Platyhelminthes, Cestoda, Cyclophyllidea, Hymenolepididae.